AUGCUCUCGGUGAUCGCGAUGCGUCGGCCGGAGGACGAGGAGCUGGGAGGCCGCGGCGACGGCGACGAGUUCGUGGACAUCUCACAGAUGCAGUUGUUGGUCGAGGCGGGCCCGAGCGGGCUGCACUACGGAGGCCCGCCGCCGCCGCACGCGCAGCCGCAGCCCUACGCGCAGCCGCCCGCGCACCCCGCUACCACCACCGCGUCCGUCGACGACCUGUUCGCACUCUAUUUUACACCCACUUCACAUGGUACACUAACAGGCGAUGAGCUAUCGUUAGGGUGCUCGCCACGUCGACACAAGCAUGAAGCUUCGUUGUCCCCGGGCGCACGCGCCGAGGAUGCUAGCAAUGCAUCUAGUGCAAGCGCAUCUCUAUACGGGCCGCCAGCCGGCAGUGCCGGCAAGCGCGCGCCCUCGCCACCUCUGCAGUGGCUGCUGCCGCCCGGCCCCGGCCCCGGCAGCGUCGACAAGUACUUCCAGCAGGAGUAUGAGGAGCGCGUGGAGCUGCUCCCGCCAGAGUGCCAACCCUACUGCGCUCCGUCGCAGCCGUGUCCACCGCCGCAGCACUGUGAAUACCGCCCGCCGCCACAGCCGCAACAACAGCACACGUGGGAAACGCAGGAGUACGCCAGCGCGCCGCAGCCCACUCCCGGGCCUUCCGGCCUUCCCAAGCGAGAGCCGUACCCAAGCCCGGCCGGCCCUAGCGAUAGACCAGUGCAGCUAGCCGAAUACAACCCGUCCACGAGUAAAGGGCACGAGAUUCUUUCUCAAGUAUAUCAACAGAGUGCACAACCGCUGCGGCUCGUCGCGGUCAAACCCCGCAAGUAUCCCAACAGGCCGAGCAAAACCCCCGUCCACGAGCGACCAUACGCAUGUCCAGUGGAAGGCUGCGACCGCAGAUUCUCGCGAUCAGACGAGCUGACGCGGCACAUACGCAUCCAUACGGGCCAGAAACCGUUCCAGUGUCGCAUCUGCAUGCGCUCCUUCAGCAGAUCAGAUCAUCUGACGACGCACGUACGAACCCACACAGGCGAGAAGCCAUUCGCGUGUGAUGUCUGCGGUCGCAAGUUCGCGCGGUCUGACGAGAAGAAGCGGCACGCGAAGGUGCACCUGAAGCAGCGGCUGAAGCGCGAGCGCGGCGGCGGCGGCGCGCACCACCACGAGCACGGGCACGCCUCGCUCUAG
Molecule: messenger RNA, 1185 nt
Organism: Spodoptera littoralis (African cotton leafworm)
Lineage: Eukaryota; Metazoa; Arthropoda; Insecta; Lepidoptera; Noctuidae
Source: the annotation of a GenBank genome assembly